Daphnia pulicaria is the source of this 834-nucleotide messenger RNA. RefSeq names its product complement C1q tumor necrosis factor-related protein 3-like. NCBI's taxonomy places the organism in Eukaryota, Metazoa, Arthropoda, Branchiopoda, Diplostraca, Daphniidae. The transcript has 2 exons. Bases 101 to 712 code for a protein of 203 amino acids. The record is from RefSeq and is a predicted model, not a curated record. Gene Ontology annotation, molecular function: protein binding.
UGGAAGGGGCGCCGAUAGCUCAAUAUAAGUGCACUGUACAUUGUCGUUGAUUGCUCAUUCAGGAACCAGGAUCCGUCACUCUCCAAGCUGAUCAGCAAAAAUGGCUCGUCUCUCUGUCGGUUUGAUGUUGGUUUUGGCUUGCUGGACGGCAAGUUCCAGUGGCGCCGCCAUUUCCCUGGAAGACAAACUUGAGCAACUGACUAACAAUUACAAUGAAAUGAAACAAGAAUUGACGUCGAAAAUUGGCCAACUGGAAGCCCAAAUCCAGGGAAGAGCUCACCCAACAUCGCCCGUCUAUUUCUACGCCCAAAGGAGCGCAUCAUUCUCCACCAAAGCUGUCAAAUUGCCAUUCGAUGCUCCCCUUUUGAACGCCGGAAACGCCCUGGACGCAGCCAGUGGGACGUUCACAGCCCCACGGGCCGGCAUCUAUUCCUUUUCUUUCACCGGAAUGGCCAAUUUCCCCGAAACGACCGGCGUUUACGUGUGGCUCUCGGCUUCGCUUUUCUUGAACGGAAAUGUGGUGGGAUCGGGCGAGGUGGACGAGGCCAACACGGUGGCCGAUCAGUGGAGUCCCUUGUUCCUGCAGGUGACCCUCAGCCUGGCGGCCGGCGAUCAAGUUUGGCUGGAAAUCGAUUACGAUACGGCCGGAAUUGUUCUCCACGACGACGCUGAUCACUACACUCACUUCAACGGCUGGAUGCUGGACGAAUAAAUCGCCUGUUCCAUGUACAUACUAUUAUGUCCAGGUUUUCUUAUUCAGCAGGAAUGUGUACUAUGCCGUGUAGGGACUUGGUUCUUGCACCCAAGAUACACAAUACACUUACAAGAGCAACA